Messenger RNA from Porites lobata, 1001 nucleotides. Lineage: Eukaryota; Metazoa; Cnidaria; Anthozoa; Scleractinia; Poritidae. The record is from the annotation of a GenBank genome assembly.
AUGGCCCCGAUAUUGUUAGGAGAAGAUUCUCUCACGUACGAUACGACCGUAGAGCGUCUCCAAAAGCAAUUAGAGCUCCAGAAAUCUGCCUUAGUCGCUAGGUAUGAGUUUGACAAGCGAGCGCGUAAAGCAGGAGAAACGGUGAGUCAUUAUGCUGCUGUUUUAAAGCAUCAAGCUACGGAUUGCAAGUUUAAUGAUGCCAUGCGUUUGGAAAGGCUCAGAGAUAGAUUGGUUUCGGGUAUUCGAGAUAAGAGAAUGAUGUCAGAGCUCUUGAAUCUCAAACUCGAGGAACUGACAUUUGACAUUACCGUAGCGAAGUGCAUCGCUAUUGAGCAAUCUUACAAGGAUGUUAAAGCUCUCUAUGGAGGUAAAGAGCCAAACCCAGUCGAUUUGCUAGCCAAGUCAAGGCCAAGCAAGAAGCCUAAACCUAAGAAAGAAGCUAAGUUUUCAGGGAAGGAGGGUUCCCCAUCCUCUAAAGAGUCCGGUGCUCAAAGUUGCUACCGCUGUUUGGGAAAUCAUGAUCAUAAACGUUGUCCGUUCAAAAACGAAAAGUGUCAUCAUUGUAACAAGACCAGCCAUAUUGUCAGGGCUUGUAAAUUCCAAAAAAAGGAGACACAAGCUGCCCAAACCCCAGUAAAUUAUGCGGACAGUGAUGAGGGGGACAGCGAUGAUUAUUUGGGAUCCCUAGAAGUUAAUAACGUGAGCAGCAAGGAUCAUGUCAUAUGGGUCAGCCCCGAAGUACAGGGAAGGGUGGUCAAGAUGGAACAGGUUCAGCUGUGUCUGUACUCCCAUACAAACAGCAUAAGGAACAUUUUUGUCAUGUUAAACUUGCAAAGAGCGUUGUAACGCUUAAAACCUACACUGGGCAGAAAAUCACACCUAAGGGAGAGAUGAAGUGUAAUGUAAGUUUAGGGGCCAGGAAAAGGAGUCAACUCUGCAAGUUGAUGAGACACCGGGGCCAGCAUUGUUUGGGCGUGACUGACUCUCCAAAAUUCAACUGA